AUUAAAAGAUCCCCGGAGCAAUAAAAUCACUCUCACGUGGUGUUACACGAAUAAGUUGUGCGCGGAGGAUGUGCCCCGCCGCGUUUAUACUCGGGACCAGCGGCGUAUACAUGAUGGUGUACAUGAAGCUGUAACAGCAAAAAUACCACAACUCAUGUUUGAAUAUAACAUUUAUAGACAGUUGGGAGCAACGGAGCAAAGCCGUCGUGACGAUUUGGAAUCAUUGGGUCAUAUGUACAUGUACUUGGCACGAGGUUCUUUGCCUUGGCAAGGGCUUAAAGUACAAAACGCAAAAGAGCGAUUUCAGAAAAUCGGCGAAAUGAAAAAAAAUACACCAAUUGAUAGCCUUUGCGAGGGUUACCCUGAAAUGGCAGAAUACAUGCAAUACGUCAGACAUCUUGAAUUUUACGAGGAACCCAAUUAUAGACUUCUCCGACAUAUUUUUACCACUGCCCUUCAUAAAAACGGAUUUGAAGACGAUCAAAUAUUCGAUUGGAUUGAAAAAUAAAAAUGGUGCUACUAACUUAUUUCUUUUUUAUAUAAACAGUAAAAAAAAUAUCGUAAUUCAUUUUAAUUGUAAGCCCUAUCAUUUUUCAAACAAAAAUUAAAUUAUCACAAACAUAAUAUUAUACAACUAUAAUACAUUUUUUAUUUUACUUGCAAUAUUUGCGUGGAAAGAAGAAUCUACCUGUUAACUGCAAAAAUUACUAGUGCUAUACAAUGAAAUAAUUUAAUUUAAUCUGUAGACGAUAAAUAUAAAAUAUAAUUUAUGCAUUCAUGAAAA
This is a messenger RNA of Rhopalosiphum padi (bird cherry-oat aphid), 784 nucleotides long. Its product is annotated as casein kinase I-like. Gene Ontology annotation, cellular component: cytoplasm; nucleus; plasma membrane. The transcript is spliced from 4 exons. Gene Ontology annotation, biological process: signal transduction; positive regulation of canonical Wnt signaling pathway; endocytosis. The record is from RefSeq and is a predicted model, not a curated record. Lineage: Eukaryota; Metazoa; Arthropoda; Insecta; Hemiptera; Aphididae. The coding region runs from base 155 to 508 and encodes 117 amino acids. Gene Ontology annotation, molecular function: protein serine/threonine kinase activity.